Benincasa hispida (wax gourd) is the source of this 1664-nucleotide messenger RNA. NCBI's taxonomy places the organism in Eukaryota, Viridiplantae, Streptophyta, Magnoliopsida, Cucurbitales, Cucurbitaceae. The record is from RefSeq and is a predicted model, not a curated record.
AAAAGAGCUAAAGAAAAGAGGAUAAUUUUCCCUCAACUUCUGUGCUGACAGAACGGAAGAAUUUUACUUAAGCGCCGGAAUUUGCUAGCGUUUGAUUGAACAAAAUUGUUAUGAUCGUUAUUACCAGCAGAAAAGCGAACUUGGCACUCUCUCUGUUCUCCCAAGUAAAGUUCAAAUUUCCACAUUUUCAAUUGCUCGUCCCCAAGUUCGUUUGGAGUUCAGAUCGAAAAACAGCCACUGAUACAAUACCCAAUGGCAGCUAUUUUGCCAAGGAGCAAAGAUUUCUGUCUCUUUCCAAGCAAUGUUCCACCGUGAAAGACUUGAAUCAACUCCAUGCUCGUAUUAUCCAGUUAGGUUUCGAUCAGAAUCUCUUCGUUAUUGGCAAACUCAUUGAGUUUUGUGCAGUUUCGAACUAUGGCGACAUGAAUUACGCUGUUGUUGUUUUCAACGGAAUCGAAAACCCAGAUGGGUUUCUUUGGAAUACAAUGAUCAGGGGAUUUGGAAGAAUUAGUAAACUGUUAAAGGCGUUUGAGUUCUACAAGAGAAUGCUAGAGAAGGGAAUAGCAGCAGACAAUUUCACUUUUUCUUUCUUGCUGAAGAUUUCUGGGCAGUCGGGUUCAAUUAUGUUGGGAAAGCAAUUACAUGUUAAUAUCCUGAAAGUUGGCCUUGAUUCCCAUGUGUAUGUGAGGAACACGCUUAUACAUAUGUAUGGCAGGUUAAAAGAUGUCAAAAUAGCACGCAACCUGUUUGAUGAAAUGCCCAAACCAGAUUUAGUGGCUUGGAAUGCUGUAAUUGACUGUCAUGUCUCUUGUGGGAUGUACAGCGAAGCACUUGGAUUGUUUCUUCAAAUGUUGCAGAGUGGCGUAGAGCCUGAUGAAGCCACAUUGGUUGUGACGGUCUCAGCAUGUUCUGCAUUAGGUGCACUGGACUUUGGGAGGUGGGUUCAUUCCCAUGUGAAGCGUAACGAUAAAGGAAAGACUAUAGCUGUUCUCAAUUCAUUGAUCGACAUGUAUGCCAAGUGUGGAGCGGUUGAAGAUGCUCGCGAGAUGUUUAAUGCGAUGAGUGACAAGAACGUAGUAACAUGGAACACAAUGAUCAUGGGAUUAGCAACACAUGGUGAUGCAGAGGAUGCACUGACACUAUUCUCAAACAUGUUAGCAAAGAAGGUGGAGACCCCUGAUGGUGUAACUUUCUUGGGAGUAUUGUGUGCUUGUAACCAUGGAGGAAAAGUGGAGGAAGGGAGAGAGUAUUUUCAUCUAAUGACAAAACACUUCAAUAUCCAACCCACAGUUAAGCAUUAUGGAUCCAUGGUGGACAUUCUGGGACGAGCUGGAUUUGUAGAGGAAGCUUAUCAGCUGAUAAGGAGCAUGCCAAUGGAGUGCAAUGCUGUUAUAUGGAGAACGUUACUUGCAGCCUGUCGGAUGCAUGGAAAUGUUAAACUCGGGGAGAGAGUAAGGAGCCAUGUUCUGGAGAUAGAGCCAGAUCAUAGUAGUGAUUAUGUUCUUCUUGCAAAUAUGUAUGCAAGCUCUGGUCAAUGGAAUGAAAUGAUAAAGACCAGAAAAUCAAUGCAAAGAAAAGGAGUCCAGAAACCAGAGCCUGGUAAUAGUUAUUUGGAAAUUAAUCAAUUGUAAUGAUGCAGAAAGGAACGAGAGUCAUAUCGGAGU